Capsicum annuum is the source of this 537-nucleotide messenger RNA. Its product is annotated as ankyrin repeat-containing protein NPR4-like. The transcript is spliced from 3 exons. The record is from RefSeq and is a predicted model, not a curated record. Lineage: Eukaryota; Viridiplantae; Streptophyta; Magnoliopsida; Solanales; Solanaceae. The coding region runs from base 1 to 537 and encodes 178 amino acids.
AUGACAACAAAGAAGGCAAAAUUGGUGGAGGAUUUGUGUAGCAUUAGCUGUUUUGAAAAACAUGACUUUGAGGUAAAGCGGAAGUACGAGUACAUGUACAAUCCAAAUGCUGAAACGGGAACAGGAGUCAAAAUGCAACUAAGGGAAGCUGAUCGCGACAAAGCUAAAAAGGCAGAUCAAACAGAAGUCGAAAGUAUUAUGAAGGCAACUCAAAUCCAUAUUGUUGUGGCCACUUUGAUAACGACAGUCACUUUUGCCGCUGGUAUUACAUUGCCAGGAGGUUUUGAGAGCAACUCAGAUAGCCCUAAUCAAGGAAUUACGAUUCUAAUAAGGAAAAUAACUUUUCGUACAUUUGUUGUUUCUGAUGCCAUUGCCUUCACAUUCUCAGCAGUUGCCAUAUUCAUCUACUUCCUUAUCGCAGAUACAAGUAGAGAUUCUCAAAGUAAGAAAAUUGUAAAGAAGCCUUAUGAUCUCGCAUGUAUUUUUCAGUGCUUGCCAAUGUUAGUAGUUGUAAUUGCAUUUGCAACAGAUAUAUGA